Messenger RNA from Blepharisma stoltei, 879 nucleotides. Lineage: Eukaryota; Ciliophora; Heterotrichea; Heterotrichida; Blepharismidae. The record is from the annotation of a GenBank genome assembly.
AUGUUAAACAAGGAUUCUUGGUUUACCAAGCCAACUCCUCAAACGCCUGCCAAGCUCUGCUCAUUCUCAGAAAACCGGUUGCCAGAUGACCAAUAUUCCCAUGUAAACCAAACUUUUCAAUCUAAGGGAAGCCAUCACUUAAAAAUCAGUUACAAACCCUCCUACAAAAGUCACCAAAGGCGACUCUCACUAAAUAAUCCUUCAGACCUCACUUAUACACCUGAUGAGAUUUUGCACUCAUUUGAAACACCAAUUAAUAAAACUAUCGAUGAGUCGUUAGAAAACUCUAACGUCAAAAGAAAUGUAUGAAGCCAAGAAAGUAUAACUCCUAGCGGCUAUCGUUAUAAUUUUGAGAUUGCCUCAAAAAAUGAGCAAUUAUUCAGUCUCAGGAAAACAAAAAGAAAACGGGCUUCCCGAAGUCUUGAUAUGGACGUAAAAAUCCCUUAUAUUUCCAAUAUAACUUCACUGAACUACGUUUUUGGACACCUUUUAAAUCAGCAGCAAGAGCUUAAGGCAAAGCUUGAAAGCCAAGAAGGCAUCUUAUCCAAGCUUCAAAAUAAGCCUGUGUUUGCUAGACCAUUAAGCCAAAUUAACAAUGACCUAAACAUGCCCCCUUUAAUAAAUCGCCGCCAAGCUUGCACACCUUGCUUUGAGAAGCCUCAAGUUCCUAAUGAAAACUGUAACAUAGACUCAUCAAAACUCGUCACAUUUAAACCAGGCGAAAAUUGGAUGCCAAAAAAAUCAAAAUUUCCUAGGGAUAUGCCUAUUUAUAAUGACUUUUACUAUUAUUUUUUCUAAGAAAAUGCCUUUAUUUUUAUAUUAAAUUAGUAUAUUUUUUGUAGCCGUAGAAGAAAUGCUGAGAAAUAUAAAUGCUAUUAA